AAGGCUGAGAUAGAGCAAUGGAGGAGGUGAAGAAACAUGGUAGUGCUGGAAGAUAAAAUGGAGGGGGAGGAAGUUGGAGACUGUGGGAAAGAGAGAGAGGGAGAAAAUGAGGGAGAUGUCUUGGAAUGUGGGAUGCUUGUUGUGAAAAGGACAAGAUUUCAGAGAAAAGGAACAAGAGGGAUCAAGGAAGUUGGUUGGAGAGGGUGAAGUGAUAUCAUGAUGAAAGAAUGUGGUGAAGGAUUUGAUACUGCAUUGGGUGAGAAUGAGGGAUAAGGGAUCUGUGGGGAAAGAAAGCCAGGGAUCAGUUGCAGUGGAGUUGCUGCAGGGCAAGUUUGACAGUGACGCCUAAGCAUUUGAUGAGAAAUGUCUUAAGUAGGUGGGAUAUCAGACAGUUUGUCCCUGGAAGACACAGUAAAGGAAAUAUAAGUGGUGUAUGGGAUUGCUGUAGAGCUGUACAAGGAGAUUGGAACAUUUGAGAUGACCUUGGGUUUCUUUAAGAGGAGGGAGCUUUGUUGGGACUUCUUGGAAGUCCAGAUAUAUCGAGAUUUCAUGAGAAGUUUACAAUUUGCAUGGAUCGUUCCCCAGGACACUGCAUGAAUGUCUGCAAGUCUCAUUUAGAAUCUGAAACACCAACUGACUCACCUGAGUAGUAACCCGCAAAAUGAUAGCCAGGAAAAUUUACAGUUAUGUGUCCAGUAGCCAAUUGAUGAGAGAAGGAUAUUCUAUUUCCUGCACAUCCAACUGAGUGAGAAAACCAGAAAUCUCCAUUUUAACAUUGUUGUUGGAUGUAACAACAGUUAUUCCUAGACUUUGAAUUGUCGCAAUCAGUGAAGAUGAAUCCCAAUGAUUUUGUCGUGAUUCCGGGCAACAAAUCUGGCACAUCUGUUAAGUUAAAAGCAAGAAAUCUUCGGGAGCUACGAUUAGAAACUCUGCAGCUAGAACUAGACAGUGAUGUAAUGGAACAGAGGUUGCAGCAACUUCGACAAACCAUGCGUAAGGAAAAGGAGGAACGAGAGCGAUCAGGACCAUAUCAUUGGAAGUCUGGACAGAUUGGGAGUCUUGUAAAUCAUGCGCAGGUAGUGCUGAGAAAUAAAGAAAAUUUUAAUCAGAAGUCACAGAUAACUUCUGGAAAGACAAAAAUCAGAAUACUGAAGGAUCAUCCUGAAGAGCCUCGGAAACACGCAAUCAUCGAUGCAGUUAGUGAAACUGAAAAUCUAAAAGUUAAGGGGAAAUUGUGUGGACAGUGUGAGAUCAGAAGUCCUGUGCUGAUUUGUGUGGAGUGUGGAGAGGAUUACUGUUCUAGCUGCUUUGCUAAAUUCCAUCAAAAGGGGGCACUGAAGCUUCACAGAUUUUCUCCCUUUCAGGCAGAGGAGCAUGCAUCAAGCAAUUCAUUGCAUUUAGUCAGCCAAUUUAAAAAACAAAUUGAAUCGGACCCACCUGUGAAUACUAAACAGUUUCUGAAGAAACAUUUUUCAUUAAGGAAGUCUUCAUCUCAAAUGGCCACUCAACAACAUGCUGAAGUUCUUAACGUAGAGCAAGAAGAUGGUGAGUCAAUGGUUUGUGAGCAAAGCAUCAGAGCAGACCAUUUGAACAGUAACUCAUUACUAAAUGGCACCUUUGAUGAAGAACAGUCUAUGCAAUCUUUCCAAGAAGCACUAAAAGAAUGGAAGGAGAGAAAACCUAGUGAAGCACAUUGGUCACCCAAAAUGUUUUCAGUUUCCACAGGGACAUCACAUGUUCAAGACAAUCUGCAAAGUCCAAAACCACCAGUUGAAAUUCAUUUUAAAGAACACAACAUGAGCUACUUGGAGAAACUCCUGCUGAAAAAGUACAGAAGAAUUCCAUUGGAAUCUUUUCAGAUUUCCUGUAGGAAUGACUUAAGUUCCUUGUCUUCAUCUCGUGAAGAAGAGAAUGACCAGAAAGAUGAAGAGCUCCUACUAACAGCUGAAGAGAUUGAAGAACAUGAAAAUUGUAUUGCUCUUUUUAAAGUGAAUGAACCUUCUGAGGACACAGAGGAAAUCCAGUCAGUUUUGAGAAUUAUCGAAUUAGAAGAGACCGACAAUGGCAUAUAUGAAGAAGCUUCCAGCUACCUUGUUGAAGAAGCUGAUGGCAAUGCACAAGAAAAUAGACCAAGAAUUUAUGGAAGUUUCUGUGAAACAAUUAACUCAUCAUUGAAACAUGAAAACAUCACAAUAUCAAGAAAUAUUGACACGUCACCAUUUCAAGCUCCAAACCAAAUUGAUUCUUCAGCUUUCAGUUGCACCUGUACAGUAGAAGAAAAUCAACAGUUAUCUCUCAAUGACACGGAUGGAAAUUUAAUGGCAGAGCAGCGCACUCACAAAGAUUCUUCAAUGGACCAGAAAGAUUCAAUUCCAAACAGUAAGACAUCUUUGCCUCAGAUUGGACUAAUGAAAGAAAAUCAUUGUGGUGGAACAAUAGACGCAGUCUCUCCUGAUUGUGGUAAUAAUUCAUACAGGAGUCACAAAUUUGUCAGCCAAAGCUUUGAUAGAACAAAUGGUAUCACUUCUAUAUUGCCAGCUCAAAAGAUUUCAUCAGUGUCAAAUAUUGCAGUUGAGGACUCUGUUUCUACAUUGAAUGUUGCUGAGGAAUUUGACCAUAACCUGCAGAUUGACAGUUUGGAAGAAAGCAAGAACAUUGGCCUCACUGCAAAGCCAUCUGAUGAAUUGCUUAAGAUCGCCCAUUGCCAAGAUAUUGACGUUGGCCAGUACCUGGGACUGGAAGGUUUCUUCACCUUGCAGAUGGAUCCUGCUCAAAUUGCUACAGAGCCCUUUCCAAGACGAGUGAUCAAUGACAAUAAACAAAUGUCAGAAACACUGAUCAAAGAAAAUGGAGACUGGCGACCACACAGCAGCCUCUACAAAUAUGCAGAUAACUCAAUUGUUAAUGAUGUAAUUGAUGACAUUCAGAGCAGACCUUCAAGUAGGUUUGGAAGGCAUACAUCCACAAAAGUGACACCACGGACGUCAUUGUUAAAAUCAAAAGAAGGAGCUCUGGGUUGCUCUGGGAGAGUAAUGAAUCCCUCUUCAGUAAAAUCAUUACAUAUUGCAUCACAAAUUGCAACGAAAUCUUUGGAUUCAUGGAAAAGACAUAAUAGUCUUCAUCUAAACUCUGCUGCUCCACACCCGCUGACUAGAGCUGCAGUUGAAAUUUCUGAAGUUGAAAGCAUUGAUCAAGGUGAACCCUGUUUUGAAGAUGAUGCUGAUGAACAAACUUUAAUUGAAUUGGAGAUGGAGCUGAUGCAGACUCAUAAAGGCAGAGAAGGAGGGAAGUGUGACACAUCAUCUGCUUGUGUGUUGUCAACCUCUGCAAGGCAAGCAUUUGUAAAGGACCAUCCAUUUCUGCAAAGGGAUGCUGUUCAUUCUCAGUUUGUGCUUGAUUCUCUGGCAGGAGGAUUUGAUGAAGGUCAAAUAGAUGAUGAGGGAGAGGACACCGAAGACAAACAAAAUGUUUUGCUUUUAUUCUGACAGUGUCGGAGAUAAAUAUCAGAUAACAUUUUUAACUGUUUAUCACCAAACAGCAAAUUCUGAAAUAAGUUAGUCAAAUUGGAUGAUGUGUUUAAUUUGUAAUACUUGAUUUCAAUUUCAAUAUCCUUUGAAAAGAGUGUAAUUUGAUAACGGUUCAAGUUAUUCACUUGCAGAACACUUAAUACUUUGUAAAAUAUAAAUAAAAAUGCAAGUUCAUUUAAUGUAGUUAAUUAAAAUGUUUAAUUCUCUGUAAAUUGCUGCUGAGCCAUUUUGGACACAUUUAAAUUAUGAAAUUGUAAUAUAGAUUGUUGAUGUGAGUGAAAUUGACAAAGCCAGCAUUUAUUGUCCAUUCCUAGGUGAUGAACUAGAUGAUGAUGAGCUGCCUUUCAAAAUGCUGUAGUAAAUGUAGUGCAGGUACACUUUUUUUAGAAAGCAGUUGUAAGAAGUUGAGCCAGUGAUGGUGGUGGUAUCAUUCCAAACUAGACAGGUGUGAGACAUGGAGGAGAAAUUACUUGCAGUGGCAAACCCGAGCAUAUGCUUCCUUGCUCUGUGUUGCAGUUGGCACACACAACCACUGUUAGUCAUGGUAGUAUUUUUUUCAAGUGAUGGGUAGUAUACAAAGCAAGCAUGUUGCUUGUGUCUUGGAUGGUGUUGAACUUCUUGAAUGUUGUUUGACCUAGACUUAACUAGGUAAGUGGAGAAUAUUCUAUCACACUCCUGACUUGUGCCUUGUAGAUGGUGAAUGGACUUUGAGAAUCUGCGAUGUUCCCUCUAAUUUUCUUCCUGCUAUGUGAGCCUCCGAGCUCUGUCAAAUAUAAAUCUAUUCCUCCUUUCAGCGGUCCAGAAGUCAAUGUUACAAUUGGCAUGUGCACGUGCAGCUUUGAUGGAAUGGUGGUCAAGAGAUGAAUUUACACAGAUUUCCUAGUUUUUGACUUGCUCUUGUUGCCACAGAGUUUAUUUGGCUGACCCAUCUACAUUUUCGGUCAAUAGUAACCCUGAGCAUUUUGAUUUUAGAGGAUUUGAUGAGGUAAUAUUGUUGAACGUCAAGGGCAAACAAUUCAAUGAUUCCAUUUUCUCUUAUUAUAGAUUGCUACUGCCUAGCAUUUGUGAGAUAUGAAUGUCACUUUUACUUAACAGCUCAAGUCUGAAAGUUGCUGAGGUCUUGGAGCGUAUUGUUAUGAAAUGUGACAAUAUCUGAAAAGAAUAAAUAAACAAAAUAAUAAAUGCCAUUGAACACAAUGCAGUUCCAAGCAAAAAUUCCCACUUCCGACCUGAUGAUGGAGCAAAAGUCAUUGAUGAAGCAACUGAAGAUGGUCAGGACUAGGACAUUACCCUGAGGAACUCCUGCAAUGAUGUUCUGACACUGAUAUGACUGGUCUCCAACAAUCAUGACCAUCUUCCCUUGUGCUAGGCAUCACUCCGCCCAAUGAACUAUCUCCUCCACAACAAUAAUAAAGCAAAAAUACUACACGUUCUGAAAACUAAAAUUAAAAAUGCUAGAAAUAUUCAGCGGGUCACACAACAUUUGCAGAGAGAAUCUGUUGACAUUUCAACUAAAAGGUAAUGAGUUAUCAGUUUUGCUAAUGUUUUAUGCUAAUUUCCAUCAAAUACUGACUUGAUGUUAAUGACUGUCAAUCUCACCCCACUUUUGGAAUGCAGCUUUUUUUUUUACCAUGCUUACACCAAGUUUCCAAUGAGCGACCCUGAAUGCCCUAAGCUAAGUAUUAAUGAGCAGAUUAUUGUUGAGUAGGUACCACUUGAUACGACUGUUGAUGACACCUUCCAGCACUUUCUGAUAAUUGAGAGUAAAAUAACGAGGCUGUAAUUGACCAGAUUAGAUUUGUGCUACUUUUAUUUGAAAAGACAUAACCAAUGAAUUUUCCAGCUGGAGGCUAGUAUUGGAAUAGAUUAGCUAGAGAGGUGGCUAGCUCAAGAGCACAAGGCAUCAGUAUUACAGCUGGGAUGUUAUCAGAGCCCAUUGGCCCUAAUGGUAAAUUAGUGUUCUUUUUAGAUGGAAUGAAGUUAAGAACAGUGGAUAUCCAAAGAAACAUGUGCAUAGAUCUUUAAAAUGCCAUGUGUGGGUGCAGAAUAUAAUCAGAGGAUUGAUUAUAAAGACUCAGAUGUUAUGCUGCAGUUAUACAAAACCCUGGCUGUACUCCACUUGGAGCAGACCUAAGUACCAGACCUUCAGAAGGAUAUAUUGGUUUGGAGGGAAUACUACAGAAAUUUACAUGAAUGACAUCUGGAUUCAGGGGUAACGUUAUGGGGAGAGGUUAUAUAAAUUAAGCAUAUUUUCUCUAGAAGUUAGGAGGUUAAGUGUGACCUAAUUAAAGUUUUCAAGAUAUUAAUAGGAAAAGAUAGGGUAGAUAAAGACAAACUAUUUCCACUACUUGGGGAUUCUAGAACUCUGGUGUAUAAACUAAAAAUUAGGGCCACGCCAUUCAGGAGAAAUGUUAGGAAGCACUUCUGCAUACAAAGUGAUGUUUGAAGUGCUCUUCGACAAAAGACUGUAGAUGCAAAUGAGUUGUUAGUUUUAGAUCUGAGAUUGAUACCUUUUUGUUAAACAAACGUAUGAAGGGAUAUCGGCCUAAGACAGGUUUAUGGAGUUAGACCGCAGAUUAACCAUGAUCUCAUUGAAUGGCCUACUGUGUACAUACGUCUUUGCUGGAUUCAUUUCUUGAUAUGAAUUGAAUUGUCUGAUGACUGGCAUUUGUGAUGAUGGUGAUCUCAGGAGGAAAAUGAGAUGGAUUAUUCACUUGGGAUUUCUGAAGAUCAUUGAAAAUGCUUCAGCCUGGCUUUUGCACUAACUGCGCGGCUUCCCCCAUUACUGAGGAUAGAGAUAAUGUGGUGCUGGCUCCUCCAUUUAAUUGUUUAUUUCUCCAUCACGUCACUAGGUGUGGUAGGGCAGAUUGGUUUUCAUCAGGUUCGUGGGUUUUGAAUCACUUUGCUCUGCUCUGUUUCGUUGUAUGCAGCUUUCACUGUUCAGUGUGCAUAAAAUCCCAUGUUGCAGCUUCACUAAAUUGGUACCUUAGUUUUGCAUAGGCCUCAUGUUGCUUCAUUCUUUUCAACUUUGUUUAUUGAAUCAGGAUUGACCCUCUAGUUUUGUAGUGAACCAUGAUGUGGUGGAGUCAGUUUUGGACUGGGAUGGAUAACAUUUAAAAA
Chiloscyllium plagiosum (whitespotted bambooshark) is the source of this 6647-nucleotide messenger RNA. The record is from RefSeq and is a predicted model, not a curated record. NCBI's taxonomy places the organism in Eukaryota, Metazoa, Chordata, Chondrichthyes, Orectolobiformes, Hemiscylliidae.